Messenger RNA from Ostrinia nubilalis (European corn borer), 4343 nucleotides. It is a transcript of the gene cut, whose product is annotated as homeobox protein cut. Gene Ontology annotation, cellular component: nucleus. The transcript has 7 exons. The record is from RefSeq and is a predicted model, not a curated record. Lineage: Eukaryota; Metazoa; Arthropoda; Insecta; Lepidoptera; Crambidae. Gene Ontology annotation, biological process: regulation of transcription by RNA polymerase II. The coding region runs from base 180 to 3635 and encodes 1151 amino acids. Gene Ontology annotation, molecular function: DNA-binding transcription factor activity, RNA polymerase II-specific; RNA polymerase II transcription regulatory region sequence-specific DNA binding.
CGCAGUUAGUGGAAGACGUGCGCCGCCUGCAAGCGUCGCUGGCGGCGCUUCAGGACGCGCACGCGCAGCAGCUGGCGCGGCUGGAGGAGCGGUUGGACGAGAAGAAACAGCACAUCGCGCGGCUGGAAGCGCGCAUCGACGCGCAGCGCGACUACGACGACAUCAAGCGAGAGAUCAGUAUGCUUAGAGCGUUGGACCUCGGAGCGGGUGAGCGCUCACUAGAGCGGAAGCCCGAGCCUCUCCGCUCGCCGGCCAUCGCGCCUCCUAUGCGCGACGAGCGGAAUUCGGCCGAGCGCGAGCGCAGCUCGGAACGACGCGACACCGGUGCGGAGGAGUGGCCCAGCACGCCGCCGCCGCUCAACAACAACACCACGCACCACAACAACAACGGGCCGCUGCCGCUGCCGCCGCCCAGCCCCUUCCGCUUCGACGAGCACCGGCCCUACCGCUUCGCGGAAGACAUGGGGCCGCUGCCGCCCGGCGCGCUCGUCGGCCGCCUCGGCGACUCCCUCAUCCCCAAGGGGGACCCCAUGGAAGCCCGCCUCCAAGAGAUGCUCAGAUACAACAUGGACAAAUACGCCAACACCAACCUCGACACGCUCCACAUAAGCCGGAGGGUCCGAGAGCUGUUAUCGGUCCACAACAUCGGCCAGAGGCUGUUCGCCAAGUACGUCCUGGGGCUGUCCCAGGGCACGGUGUCGGAGCUGCUGUCGAAGCCCAAGCCGUGGGACAAGCUGACGGAGAAGGGCCGCGACUCGUACCGCAAGAUGCACGCGUGGGCGUGCGACGAGGCCGCCGUCAUGCUCCUCAAGUCCCUCAUUCCCAAGAAAGUGGGAACAAAAGACGGCACCGGCGCGAGCUUCGGCCGACCUGAAGGGGAGGGUGACGAGAGACUCGCGCACAUCCUCAGCGAGGCCUCGCACCUCAUGAAGCCCUCAGCACCGACCAACGACGACUCUAGAAGCAACGAGGACUCCAGCUCGCCAAGGACGCAGUGCCCUUCGCCGUUCUCCAAUAAGGACUCGAGUCAAAAUAGAAGACUGAAGAAGUACGAGAACGACGACAUCCCUCAAGAGAAGGUGGUCCGCAUCUACCAAGAGGAGCUCGCCAAGAUCAUGACGCGCCGCGUGGAGGACAUGCGCCACAGCCGCGACGGGUUCCCCACCGGCGGGAUGCCGCCACACAUGGAGCGGCCGCCGGAGGACAUCCGCAUGGCGCUGGAGGCCUACCACCGCGAGCUGGCCAAGCUGCAGCCCGGCGGCGCCAUGCCCAGCCUGCAGCAUAUUCAGGGCAUGCCACCCUUCCCCAACCUGCUCGCCCUCCAACAACAGGCCAUGCAGCAAGCCCAGAACCAACACAUGAACGGCUCCGGCGCGGUUCAGGAUCUCUCACUACCUAAAGAUAAAAAUGCCAAAAUGAAUGGAAUGACUGAUAGCGAUAAGGAUAGACCAAUGGACGCCGAAGAGGCUAUAAGGCAUGCGGGUAGCGCGUUCUCGUUAGUGAGGCCGAAGUUGGAACCUGGACAGCAAUCGACGGGCUCGUCGGCUUCCAGUCCCCUUGGGAAUGCGAUUUUACCGCCGGCGAUCACGCCCAACGACGAUUUCAGCAGCUCAGCGGCGGCGAGUCCACUACAGAGGAUGGCUUCGAUCACGAACAGCCUCAUCUCCCAGCCGACCAACCCGACUCAUCACCAGCCCCCGCAACGAUCGAUGAAAGCCGUGCUUCCCCCCAUUACUCAGCAACAGUUCGACCUCUUCAACAAUCUGAAUACUGAAGAUAUCGUCAGAAGAGUGAAAGAGGCGCUCAGCCAAUACUCCAUCAGCCAAAGAUUGUUCGGCGAGUCAGUGCUAGGACUAUCCCAGGGAUCAGUCAGUGACCUACUGGCGAGGCCGAAGCCCUGGCACAUGCUGACGCAGAAGGGCAGGGAGCCAUUCAUCCGCAUGAAAAUGUUCCUCGAGGACGACAACGCUGUCCACAAGCUGGUCGCGUCGCAGUACAAAAUCGCGCCGGAGAAGCUCAUGAGGACUGGAAACUACAGCGGAGUACCUCCAUGUCCGCCAAACAUGACCAAGCCGAUGCCCCCGACGCAGAAAAUGAUCUCAGACGCGACGUCCCUGCUCAGCAAGAUGCAGCAAGAGCAGCUGCUCGGCCCUGGCCACCUGGGCCACCUGGGCCAGCCCACGCCGCUGCUGCUCACGCCGCCCGGCUUCCCGCCGCACCACGCCGUCACGCUGCCGCCGCAGCACCACGACAACAACAACAAGGAGCGCAAGCCGCCGCCCCCGCCGCAGCCGCACCACCCGCCCGGCGUCAUGCGCAGCCUCCACCAGCACAUCUCCCCCAGCGUGUACGAGAUGGCCGCGCUCACGCAGGACCUCGACACGCAAACCAUCACGACCAAAAUCAAGGAGGCCCUCCUCGCCAACAACAUCGGCCAGAAGAUCUUCGGCGAGGCCGUGCUCGGGCUCUCGCAGGGCUCCGUCAGCGAGCUGCUGUCCAAGCCGAAGCCGUGGCACAUGCUCAGCAUCAAGGGCCGCGAGCCCUUCAUCAGGAUGCAGCUGUGGCUGAGCGACGCGCACAACAUCGACCGCCUGCAGGCGCUGAAGAACGAGAGGCGCGAGGCCAACAAGAGGCGGCGGUCGAGCGGCCCCGGCCAGGACAACUCCUCCGACACCUCGUCCAACGACACCUCCGAGUUCUACCACUCCAGCUCGCCGGGCCCCACCUCGGGCGCGCCGUCGGCGAAGAAGCAGCGGGUCCUGUUCUCCGAGGAGCAGAAGGAGGCGCUCCGACUCGCCUUCGCUCUCGACCCGUACCCGAACAUGCCCACUAUAGAAUUCCUGGCGACGGAACUCGGCCUGUCGACGAGAACGAUAACGAACUGGUUCCACAACCACCGCAUGCGGCUAAAACAGCAGGCGCCGCACGGCCUGCCCGCCGAGCCGCCGGUGCGGGACCAGUCGUCCGCGCCCUUCGACCCGGUGCAGUUCCGGCUGCUGCUGAACCAGCGGCUGCUGGAGCUGCAGAAGGAGCGCAUGGGGCUGGCGGGCGUGCCGCUGCCCUACCCGCCGUACUUCGCCGCCAACUCCAACCUCGCAGCGCUCAUCGGCCGCGGGCUGCUGCCGCCCGACGACCACGUCAAGGACCAGAGCGGCGGCCUGGACCUGUCGAUGCCUCUGAAGCGCGAGCCCGACGGCGACGACUUCGAGGACGACGACGUCGAGAGCAACCUCGGCUCCGAGGACUCGCUCGACGACGGGGAAUCCAAGACUGAGCCGAAGGCGGCCUCCACGCCGGCGGGCCGGUCGAGCCGGCGGAAGCCCGCGGCGCCGCAGUGGGUCAACCCCGACUGGCAGGACGAGAAGCCGCGGAAUCCUGACGAGGUGAUCAUCAACGGUGUUUGCGUGAUGAGGAGCGACGACUUUCGGAGGGAGGCGGAGGAGACCGUGCGGGUGGAGCCGGCGCCGGUGGCUCGGGACGGGUCGCCGGCCGCGUCGCCGGCGCCGCGCACGCCGCUCACCCCUCACACCCCGCACACCCCUCACACCCCGCGCCCUCCCCACACGCCGCCCGAAGACGUGCUCUCAGAGGACAAGAUCAAGACCGAGACGGAAGACGACCGGUGGGAGUACUGAACGGGCGAGUGAGUGCGUGAUCGCGACGGACGCUUAUUUAUUGUUAGCUAGUGAGGCCCGACGGCUCGAUGCGAGGCCGGACACUCUGUACAUACCCUCGGGCCGAGGAAACUUUACGAUACAAAAUUGCAUUUUGCUUUAAUUUUUUAAUGUAGAAACGAGGCGUACCCUGUUAGGUACAAAUAUCUGAGGUACUUGUUAAGUUGAGGCUCACUUUGUGGAUUCGAUUGUUGUAAAUAAAUAUACCAAAUAUGUAUCGAAGCGUGUGAGCCGUGUACAUACGUAGCCUAGGUGUAAGAUACGUUGCGAUAGGGGUAGCAGGUCAUUAUUGUUAAUGAAAUUUUAAAGUGCAAUCUGAUGUUAAUGUAAGCUAUGAUCUAUAUUGACCCCAGUUGAAAAGUAUUAUUAUGUUUAUAUGAACCGGUGAGGUUUAAAAUAUUAUUAUAAUCGGGUUAUAAGUUUAUAAUUAAAUUAUGAAUGUUUAUUUUAUACUAUAGUAUGUUUUCUGUGCAUUAUUUUAUAGCCGAUGGGACCGCUCAAGUUUGUGAUGCGACUGCUGCGGCGUCGCCUGCACUGUAUUUGUUUUCAUUUCUAUUAUUUUAUAUAUUUUUAGAAAACGUACAAAUUUAGAGACAAACGUAUACGUUUAUAACUGCUUGUGGUUAUAGUUUUUAUUUUAUUUUAGCAAUAAAUUUGCUUUUAAUCUUA